ACACCAAACGGCAAAAUGUAUCUCAAAGCAAUCGUGUUCUUUGCUCUCGUCGCGGUAGCAAUCGCUGAGGGGCCUCGAGUCGGUCUCCGGAUACCGCAGAUCUUGCCGCCUUUUCUUCGCUCAUAUUCGCCUUAGGUGGUCGGAGGUAAAGAAGCUCCGGAAGGAGGUUACCCGUACAUAGUUUCCCUUCAAGUGUCCUCCCAACAUUUUUGCGCUGGGUCCAUCUUGAACGACCGAUGGAUUGUAACUGCAGGACAUUGCGUUAAAGCAGUUUCUUCUGCUAACCUUAUUACCGUUAAAGCUGGCAAGCAUAAUAUUAAUACUUGGGAAAACACUGAACAAGCAAUCCGAGUGGUACGAGGUAUUGUACAUGAAAAUUAUAAAGGUGGCGUUGGCCCAUAUGACAUUGGUUUACUUCAGCUUGCGUCUCCAUUGAAGUUUAAUGAUAGAGUAAAGCCCGUCAAAUUGGCAGCACGAGGAAGUGACCCAAUCUCAGAUGAAAAGGGACUGCUUGCUGGAUGGGGCUCCAUUUCAUCUACUAGUAACCCAGUAUAUCCUGCUAAACUUCAGAAUGUUGACGUGGUUUUCGUGGAUCGUACUACUUGCCACGAUGCCGUCUUGCGUUUGACCGGAUCUUCUCCCGUUCACGAAACCAAUGUCUGCUCUGGUCCAUUGACAGGUGGCAUCUCCGCAUGCUACGGUGACUCCGGUGGUCCUCUACUCUCUCUGCGUGUAGGACAAGGACCGGAGCUCACUGGAAUAGCAUCUUGGGUUGUUGUUCCAUGCGGCACUAAAGGUGCGCCAUCCGUAUAUACCAGGGUAUCCGUGUUCAUCGAUUGGAUUAAUCAGAAAACCGGUAAUAAUUAAUAUGGCAAUAUUAAUAACGUAUUGUAAACUAAUGACAAUUUAUUAUAAUAUUCAAUAAAUAAAUAAGUAUGCAACAUAAGUAAA
Messenger RNA from Monomorium pharaonis (pharaoh ant), 951 nucleotides. Its product is annotated as chymotrypsin-1. The transcript is spliced from 4 exons. Gene Ontology annotation, molecular function: serine-type endopeptidase activity. Lineage: Eukaryota; Metazoa; Arthropoda; Insecta; Hymenoptera; Formicidae. Gene Ontology annotation, biological process: proteolysis. The record is from RefSeq and is a predicted model, not a curated record.